CGUAGGCGAAGGAAAUAAGGAAAAGAAGGGUACAGGAGAAACGGAAGUGAUAACAGUAAAGACCAUAUACAGAGGACGAAAAGAGACAAUAGAACAGGAUACGGAAGGAGAAAGCAGCUAA
Molecule: messenger RNA, 121 nt
Organism: Ambispora gerdemannii
Lineage: Eukaryota; Fungi; Glomeromycota; Glomeromycetes; Archaeosporales; Ambisporaceae
Source: the annotation of a GenBank genome assembly